Messenger RNA from Vicia faba (fava bean), 303 nucleotides. Lineage: Eukaryota; Viridiplantae; Streptophyta; Magnoliopsida; Fabales; Fabaceae. The record is from the annotation of a GenBank genome assembly.
AUGUACACUACAAUGGGGUUUAAAUUGAAGCUGGUGUUUUUGUUGGUUUUAUUCGUCAUUGCAUCAGAAUCAGAAGCAAGAAACGUUGUGCACAUUGCUUGUACUCAAGGUUGCUUUCACACAGGUCCAUGUGUGAACAAUUACUGUACGUGUAAUAAAGAACAAGCUGGUAAAUUAGAAUUUUGUUGCGACUCAUGUGUUGGAUUCUUGUGUUUCUGUCCUCCAACUCGAGAACAAUGUGAAGCUUUGUGUCCACAUGCUUUCACUAAUAUGUUUCCCAUUAGUCAAAAUCAAUCACCAUAG